AUGGAACUUAAUAAACUUGCUGAAUCAGAAUCCUUAGAUGUCACAUUCUUAUCGAGUCAUGAGGCACGAACAGAUGCAAAUUUUAAUCAUUCAAGAGCUCCAGAACAAAUUUAUAUUACAUCAUAUAUUGCUGCUUGUUCUUUAGGUCGUACACCUGGAUCAAAUCAGUAUACAUGUUAUCGACAUAUGCAAGGAUCAUUUGACUAUUUAAAAAAUUUACAUGCUUUAGCAUUGUAUUCAGGUACAAUUGGUGCCUUAUUAGAAAAUAAUGUGCAAAACUGGGAUCACCCUACUUUAUUAGCAGAAACUUCUUGGUUACGUUGUAACAAUAAUUUCUUCAAAACAUAUAAUCAUUUUUAUAAUAAAGGCAAUAUUGAUGGACCACCACUAGUAUUUCCAACUGCAAGAAUUUUAUCAGCUACAGAGAAUAAUAUCGAUACAAUACAAAAUAACUUACAACCUACUGAUAUAAUAAUUUCAAACACAAAUUUUAAUUCGGAUAUAUAUAAAUAUAGUAUCCACAUUAAUGAUAUAAUUGGAAAUUAUCUUCCAUCAGUUAAUGAACAUGAAAGUCCAUAUGAAUCAAUAGCAAUUGAUUAUAUGAGUAAUACUCAGAUGACACCUACUGAAACAGAUAAAUUAUUUUGUCACUAUACAAACUUUCCAACAAAAAUAAUUCUUAAAGAAGGUAUGAGGGUAAUAUUUCUUAAUAAUUCAUUAUUUACUAAAGGAUUAUCCAAUGGUUCCAUAGGUGUAGUCUUGAAAGUUAUUAAUAAUGAUACAAUUCAAGUAGCUUUUCCAUUAAAAGUGGGUAUUGCUAAUUAG
Molecule: messenger RNA, 825 nt
Organism: Diversispora eburnea
Lineage: Eukaryota; Fungi; Glomeromycota; Glomeromycetes; Diversisporales; Diversisporaceae
Source: the annotation of a GenBank genome assembly